This is a messenger RNA of Homarus americanus (American lobster), 1386 nucleotides long. Its product is annotated as WD repeat-containing protein 61-like. Gene Ontology annotation, molecular function: protein binding. The record is from RefSeq and is a predicted model, not a curated record. The coding region runs from base 106 to 1134 and encodes 342 amino acids. NCBI's taxonomy places the organism in Eukaryota, Metazoa, Arthropoda, Malacostraca, Decapoda, Nephropidae. The transcript is spliced from 7 exons.
CAUAAAUAUAAUCUCGGUAUAAUUUAUUUUCAAAGGUUAAUAAUGUGUUAGACUGACUGAGACCUCUGUAGGCGGCGGCGGCAACACAGAGGUAAACAACUGACGAUGUUUUCACUACUGACCAAACGUGAAAAUGCCCAUUCAGAAGGCAUUUGGGCAUGUGCUUGGGGUCAUUUUAUCCCAGAAGAAAAGUCCAAAAAAAAUUCAAAUGAAGAUAAUGAGAAGGAGAAUGGUGAAGAGAAUAAAGAAAACCAAGGGACUCAGAAUGAGGAGGACCAAAACUUACCUGAUUCAGAACAAAAGUAUAUUGUCACCGGUGGGCUCGAUGAUAUGGUUCGAGUGUGGCGCUGGAUGGCGGACGGCGUUGAAGGGGAACUAACGCCUCUGCACACACUUGAAGGUCAUUCGCUUGGAGUCAUAUCAGUUGAUGUUAAUGCUGCUGGAACUAUAGCGGCUUCUUCAUCCCUAGACUCAACCAUUCGAUUGUGGAAUCUCCAUUCUGGUGAACAGCUGCAUACAAUUGACUGCGGGCCAGUUGAAGCUUGGUCUGUUGUGUUCUCACCAGAGGGUAAUCUCAUAGCUUCAGGCAAUCAUGCUGGUAAGAUAAAUGUUUAUGCAGUGGAUGGUGGGCGGCACGUGACAACGCUAGACACCAGAGGACGCUUUACUUACUCAAUUGCAUAUAGUCGUGAUGGAAAGUAUGUUGCGAGUGGAGCAAUCGACGGUUUCAUCAAUGUUUUUGACGUAGAGAGUGGCAAGUUGGUACACACAUUAGAAGGUCAUGCCAUGACCAUCCGCUCCAUCACAUUCUCACCUGAUUCUCAGCUUCUCCUCACAGCUGCUGAUGAUGGACAUAUGAAGAUGUAUGAUAUUAAGAGCAGCAACUUGGCCUGUACACUCUCAGGCCAUGGAUCUUGGGUAUUGAGCGUGGACUUCGCUCCUGACCAGCAGCACUUUGUAUCCUCAUCGUCCGACCAUACUGUUAAGAUUUGGGACUUUGCUCAGCGGAACUGUGUACACACCUUCAAGGAUCAUCAUGACCAGGUUUGGUGUGCGAAGUAUAGUCGAGAUAGUAGUAAAAUUGUAAGUGCAUCAGAAGAUAAAAGUGUUAUUGUUUUUAACUCUCCUGUGUGAAAACUUGGCAUGUGUACUCAAUGCCUUAUAAUGGUUAUUGAUUUCAAAGUUAUAAAUUUUAAUGCAAUAUAUUAAGAACAAUAUACAAACUUAUAACCACUUUGGAAUCAAUUUAAUUUUGAGGCUUAUUUAAACGUUUAAUUUGUAACUUUAAAAGGUUUUGUCUGCUUUGUGUAGCAGAUUUACAUAAUAUAUAAUAUACAGUACUUUUGAUUUCCAUUGCAUAUUUUUUGUAUUAAAGGAUUGCUCUGC